GAUGAGGUUGGGCAAAGCCAGCACGACAGAUUUGCUCGCAGAGGGAGAUCGACUUCUAUUGCUUCCGAGCUGAACUUCGUGGUAUUCUAUUCUCUCACUAACUAGUACAUCAUCUACAUUGCCAUGUGAACGCUUCAAUUGUGUAUGCUAUAUUUGUCACAGCGGAAGGAGAUCAAAAAAACAGCUGAGGAGUGCGAGGUUAUGUGGGAGCAGAGCGGGAGAGAUGACAAGCCUGUCCGACCGUUGCGGUAUUUCAUUAAGAACACUGCACGAAAGAUGCGGCGGUUAGCCAGCUUGCUAGGUUGCCGGGAAGCCGAAAUCGCUACAUCUUCCUCUUCAGAAGAGCGGGAGAUUCCUGAGGACGAGCUAAUUCUGAGUCAAGCCAUACUUCCAAAGCGUACCUCCAAGCAAGCCGCACGGUCAGCUUACCAGUUGAAGCCAAGGGGCAAGGGUCCAAACCGGUACACUCCGGAAGAUUAUGUCAGCCGAGGAAAGAAGGUUGUCACUGAGGAGGAUGAGGGGCCGCGGCGGAGAUCAGAUAUGUCGAGGAUGAGGAACGACGAGCCGUUCUCUUCAGAGGAGGAGGAGGAGGAUGAGGAGGAGGAGGAGGAGGAGGAGCAGGAGCAGGAGCAGCAGCAGGAGCAGCCACGGCAGCGGACGAAGAGGAUGGCCGUCCGGAAGCAGCCCGCGAGGACGGCACGUCGAGGACGCUACUAGGAUGUGCCCACGUGUUGUUGUGAACUCUAUAUUCAUAAGUAUCGAUUUGUGAACCCUAUGUCAUGUCGAACCAUGGUCUGUAAUGC
Messenger RNA from Lolium perenne, 803 nucleotides. The record is from RefSeq and is a predicted model, not a curated record. Lineage: Eukaryota; Viridiplantae; Streptophyta; Magnoliopsida; Poales; Poaceae.